GAUAUCCUGCCCCGCGCCGUUCCCUAUCCGUUCGAUAUCCGUUGCAACCGCGUCGCGUUUUCCGUUACUUAUCGCGUAGUUUACUCGUCUAUAUUCGCAGGUAGUUCGGGAGAUUUAUUAAAGAUCGCGAAACCCAAUGAAUUCGAUUUAGUUUUCAAACUGGAAAUACCGUACUAUGAGAGUAUCGUCGUGACGCGAGAUUCGACUAGGCCGGGAAACGUUUUACUCGAUAUGACGCGCGUGCUAGAACUACUUAAGGACGAUCCCCGCGCGGAUCGCCAGAGCAUCCGGAAACUGCUCCUUUCUCUCGUUUUGAAUAACUAUCUCGCCGUGGACCUGUUGCAGGGAUGGCUGCAGAGCCACUUUAGUCGUGCCCUCGAUCGGAUCGCGAAUCGCGUGGAGCUGGACGGUACAAAACUGAAGUACAAGACCUGUGGGCCGGCCCACACCAUCGUCGUGGAGGGGCGGGAUCUCGAAUACUCGGUGGACUAUGUGCCCGCCAUCCGCCUGGGCGCCGAACAGAACGUAUUAGCCGCCGAACAGCUUACCUACUUUAGGCGCGCCAAUCUCUCGCACUGGGAUGCGAUUCCCAAGCCCCUGAAAAUGGCCACAGAUCAGGUCUCGUUCCGGUCGUCCUUUUACGAGGCUGAGAAGGUCAUGCUUCGCGGCGAGAACAUGAACCAUUGCUUGGACGGAAUCAGGCUGAUUAAGAAAUUUCGCGAUGUAAAGACCAAUUUAAGUAACCUUAAGAGCUACUACAUUAAAACUUUAUUUCUUUGGAAGAUUAGGCAAGAACAACCCCACUACUGGCUCCAACCACUCACAGUGAUUUUGAGCGAUAUGUUUGAAGAACUCACAGAGUGUUUGCUCCAGGGCUGGCUCCCCUUCUACUGGGACCCCGAGCUGAACAUGCUAGAUCUGCUGACGCGAGACCAGGUGACUGAGAUGUACCGAUGUGUCAAAAGUUUCUCGGCAAUGCUGGGAGGAGAGGUUGGAUAUGAUUCACCCCGCCGGACGGGCGGCUCCCCGCUUGUCGUUUUGCGGGCCUUCAGCCACAAGGAGGAGCGAACUCCGCUACGUGCCUCCCAGCGGCUAGCUAAACGAAAGGACAUCAAAAGACUACAGCUCCGCUAGGAAAAUGGACGUAGGGAACUCUUUAGCUUCAAGGAGGAGCAAGCUCUGCACCAUCAAAGGCUACAGCUCCGAUAGGAAAAUUCACCGAAGGAAAGCCCUGGCCAACAGGCCAGUUGGGAAGGAGUCCGGGACUAGAGCAUAACAAGCUACCCCAAAAAUUCCAAUUUUAUUUAAAAAUUGUAAAUUGCAAACAGGAAAUGUUUAUUUCAAGAGCUUGUUAAAAUCUGUAUUGGUUGAUUGUAAAAAUUGCCUUUGAUUACACUCUUUGUUCUUUAAAGAAUAUAUUGUAUAUUUCGUAAGUGCGAGAAUAUGGAUAUACAGAUAAUUAUACAUGAAGAUUUUUAAGAUUUUUAAAAAAGCUUUAAAAAGAAUAAGUAAACAUUGGACAAAUUGCAAACAAAUAUACUCGUUGAAGCAUUA
Drosophila kikkawai is the source of this 1554-nucleotide messenger RNA. It is a transcript of the gene cGlr2, whose product is annotated as cGAS-like receptor 2. The record is from RefSeq and is a predicted model, not a curated record. NCBI's taxonomy places the organism in Eukaryota, Metazoa, Arthropoda, Insecta, Diptera, Drosophilidae.